AUGACCGACGCGGGCGCCGCCAGGCCCAGGAGGGCGGCCAGCGGCGGCGGCGGGGGCGGGGACCUCCCGCUCCGGCCGCCGGAGCCGCCGCGGGACCCGCUGGAGUUCCUGUCCCGCUCCUGGAGCGCGUCCGCGGCCGACGUCUCCCGCGCGCUCGCCGCCGCGCCCGCGCCUGCAGUGGCCGCCAUCUCCGAGGACGUCGCCGCGGAGCUCGACGCCGACUCCGCCGCCGGCGCCGGCGGGCCGCCGGCCUCCGGGACCUCCUUCUCCUUCGCGUCCGCGGCCACCUCGCAGCUCGUCUUGGACCGGAUCAUGGCGCCGUCGGAAGUGUCGCCGCUGACCUCCGGCCGGCUCUCCCACAGCAGCGGGCCUCUCAACGGCGGCGGGUCGCUCUCCGACAGCCCACCCGUCUCGCCUGAGAUCGACGACACCAAGUUCUGCAGAGCGGUGAGCACGCCGAAGCCGCAGCCGUACGCCCGCGGCGGGAGCAAGACGGUGGGGCGGUGGCUCAAGGACCGCAAGGAGAAGAGGAAGGAGGAGACGCGGGCGCACAACGCGCAGGUGCACGCCGCCGUGUCCGUGGCGGCCGUGGCCGCGGCCGUCGCCGCCGUGGCGGCCGCCACCGCCGCGGCCUCGUCGUCGGGCAAGGACGGCCGCGGCGCGCGCACGGACAUGGCGGUGGCGUCGGCCGCGACGCUGGUGGCAGCGCAGUGCGUGGAGGCCGCGGAGGCCCUGGGCGCCGACCGCGAGCACCUGGCGGCCGCCGUGGGGUCGGCGGUUAACGUCAGGACCCCCGGCGACGUCGCUACCAUCACGGCUGCCGCCGCCACAGCGCUGCGCGGCGCGGCGACGCUCAGGGCCAGGGCGCUGAAGGAGGUGUGUAACGUCGCGGCGGUGAUCCCCGUGGAGAAGGGCGCGGUGGGCGGAGGUGGUGGGCAGUAUCUCCAGCACGGCGGCCACAAGCACGACGGCCAGCCGAAGCAGCAGCAGCAGAGGGAGGUGGAGAGCAGCAACAGCAGCAGCUGCUGCUUCAGCGACGAGCUGGUGCUGGGCGAGGAGAACAACUUCCUGGGCAUCUGCACGCAGGACCUGCUCGCGCGCGGCACCGAGCUCCUCAAGCGCACCCGCAAAGGAUCGUUGCAUUGGAAGGUUGUCUCUGUGUACAUCAACCGGGCGGGCCUGGUGAUGCUGAAGAUGAAGAGCAAGCAUGUCGGUGGCACCAUCACGAAGAAGAAGAAGAGCGUGGUGGUGGACGUGUGCCGGGACGUGGCGGCGUGGCCGGGGCGGCACCUGCUGGAGGGCGGCGAGCAGCGGCGCUACUUCGGGCUGCGCACGGCGGAGCAGCGGGUGAUCGAGUUCGAGUGCGGCAGCCAGCGGGAGUACGAGAUGUGGACCAAGGGCGUCGCGCGCCUCCUCGCCAUCGUCCACGCCCAGAAGCGCUGA
This is a messenger RNA of Miscanthus lutarioriparius, 1443 nucleotides long. The record is from the annotation of a GenBank genome assembly. Lineage: Eukaryota; Viridiplantae; Streptophyta; Magnoliopsida; Poales; Poaceae.